AUGGCAGCGACCAGGUCCCACCACCCUUUAGUAUUUGCAACCAGCCUCCACCAUCCUAUAGUACCUGUGACCAACCUCCACCACCCUUUAGUCCCUGUGACCAACCUCCUCCACCUUUUAGUCCCUGUGUCCAGCCCCCACCGCCCCCAUCACCCUUUAGUCCCUGUGACCAACCUCCUCCACCUUUUAGUCCCUGUGUCCAGCCCCCACCGCCCCCAUCACCCUAUAGUCCCUGUGACCAACCUCCACCACCCUUUAGUCCCUGUGAUGAGCCUCCACCACCCUAUAGUUCCUGUGACCAACCCCCACCACCCUUUAGUCCCUGUGAUGAGCCUCCACCACCCUUUAGUUCCUGUGUCCAGCCCCCACCGCCACCUCCACCCUAUAGUUCCUUCGACCAACCCCCACCACCCUUUAGUUCCCGUGUCCAGCUACCACCGCCUCCACCACCCUUUAGUUCUUCUGUCCAACCUCCACCACCCUCUAGUCUCUGUGUCCAGCCCCCACCACCCCCAUCACCCUUUAGUUCCUGUGACCAGCCUCCACAACCCUUUAGUUCUUGUGUCCAACCACCAUUGCCUCCACCACCCUUUAAUGCCCAGCCCCCACCGCCUCCACCUCCCUUAA
Molecule: messenger RNA, 627 nt
Organism: Coregonus sp. 'balchen'
Lineage: Eukaryota; Metazoa; Chordata; Actinopteri; Salmoniformes; Salmonidae
Source: the annotation of a GenBank genome assembly